Olea europaea var. sylvestris is the source of this 768-nucleotide messenger RNA. RefSeq names its product 60S ribosomal protein L4-like. Gene Ontology annotation, molecular function: RNA binding; structural constituent of ribosome. Lineage: Eukaryota; Viridiplantae; Streptophyta; Magnoliopsida; Lamiales; Oleaceae. The transcript has 3 exons. Bases 79 to 768 code for a protein of 229 amino acids. Gene Ontology annotation, cellular component: cytosolic large ribosomal subunit; ribosome. Gene Ontology annotation, biological process: translation. The record is from RefSeq and is a predicted model, not a curated record.
CAUUUUUUCAUUCUCGCGCACCAAAUACGCAGUGCCCUUAUACCCCUAACAUCCCCUCUCCCUUCCCCCCAACACAAAAUGGUCGCCGCCGCCCGCCCCCUUGUCACCGUACAAGCCCUAGAGAAUGAUAUGGCCACUGAUGGAGCCUCCUUGCCCCUUCCUGAUGUGAUGAAGGCAUCGAUCCGCCCGGAUAUCGUGACAUUUGUUCACGGUCAGAUCUCCAAGAAUGCCCGUCAGCCUUACGCCGUGUCCAAGCGCGCCGGCCACCAGACCUCUGCUGAGUCAUGGGGUACUGGUCGUGCUGUGUCGCGUAUCCCCCGUGUUCCUGGUGGUGGUACUCACCGUGCUGGACAGGGGGCCUUUGGAAACAUGUGCCGUGGUGGUCGCAUGUUUGCUCCUACCAAGAUCUGGCGCCGCUGGCAUCGGGCAGUGAAUGUUACACAGAAACGUCAUGCUGUGGUUUCUGCCAUUGCCGCAUCUGCUGUUCCUUCACUGGUACUUGCUCGUGGGCAUAGGAUUGAGGAGGUUCCUGAGUUGCCUCUUGUUGUUUCUGAUUCAACUGAGGCUCUGGAGAAGACAAAUGCUGCUAUGAAAAUCCUUAAGCAAAUUGGAGCUUAUACUGAUGCUGAGAAGGCUAAGGAUAGUCUUGGUAUUCGCCCUGGAAAGGGUAAAAUGCGUAACCGCCGCUACAUUUCUAGGAAAGGCCCUCUGGUUGUUUACGGUACUGAGGGUGCAAAGAUUUUUUUGAGUUUAACUGCAUUUGAGUAA